This is a messenger RNA of Striga hermonthica, 1428 nucleotides long. Lineage: Eukaryota; Viridiplantae; Streptophyta; Magnoliopsida; Lamiales; Orobanchaceae. The record is from the annotation of a GenBank genome assembly.
AUGGAGGAGAGAGAAUGCGCCGCCGCCUCCCUCGUGGAGGAUGCCAAGAGAAGAUGCCUCAUUCUUUCCGAUCGCCUUCACCGCUUGAGCUACAGCAAGCUUCCCUGGCACCUGAAAAACACNAUCUGUCGAUUAAUCCAAUCGGAGCUCAUCUUUCUCCGCCGCGUCCCCGCCCUCUCCCACUCGCUCAGCCACAAUAUCGGUCACCUGGAGGCCGUGAUGCACGUUCUUCAGCAGCCGUCUGUUACAGGGGUAUCGCGCGUUUGCAAGGCGGUUAGUUUGUCCCAUUCGCGUAGCAUUUACGUCGAUAUCGUGUGUUCCCUCAACGGAAAUCCUGUCUGGUUCAUCGUCUCUGAUAGAAACCCUAGAUACAUUUCCUGGGAUGGUGAUUCUCGUGAUAAAAAUAAGGGGUUAAAGCAAAAGAUUGGGCAUGUCCUUGACUCUGCCCGUCAAUCCUCUGUAACGCUAAGACCUUCGUCCAUCAUGCUUUUCUUCUCGAGGGGACUCCACAGUAGUGUUGAUCAGAAGCUUAGGUGUGAGUUUGGAGCUGUUGAUUUUGAAAUGGAGAAGUUUUCCUGUGAGGAGCUCGAAGUGGAGGGGGGAUGGACUUAUGUAGUGCUCGGUAGAUUGUUUCCUGAUGCUCUCGUUUUCAAGAUUGUGGUUCAUGAAGAUGAUGAUACUCAUGAGACUGGAAAGAAUCUUCUUGAUUCUGCAAGGAUGGUUGGCCCUGUCUCGUGCAAGAAGAAGCACGAUGAGUGUUGUGAUUCAAAUAAUGUAGGAUCAUCUUUAUGUAAUUUUGUUUCGGCCAUGAAUUGUUGGUGCUGCUGCUCCUCGGAUGUUGAUGAUGAUGAUAAUAAUGUGGGGCUUCAAGUUGGAUCAAUUAAGAAGCAGUCAAGGAAGUGCAGUGAGGCUAAGGUGGUUAAUUUUGAUACAACUGCGUUGGUCGCGAUUGUGUCUGGAAUUAGUAAUGGUGGGUCGGGGAAACUUUUGGCUAAACCUGAGAGUGAACUAAGAGGCCGGUUUAAAGGCAACUAUGACUUUGUUAUUGCCCAGGUCGACUGUGAACACCAGCAUCCAAUCCACAAUGAACUGUUAAGUUCAAUAUCAGGAAAACAAGGAAUUAUAUGUGAAAACGUGCGCUCGGAGUUUGAGGAGCUAAUCUCAAUGUGCGGUGGACCCAAUGAGAAGUUACGAGCUGAAUACUUUCUCAAGUUCCUCAAGGUAGUGCCUGAUUGCCCGUCAACGCGACUGAUUAGCCUUCAGACAACAAGAAAGCUGGCUGUGAAAAACAAAGUGGUUUUUGGGACAGGGGACAAUUGGCGUGCUCAAACCGUGACAGCAAACAUGGGUUUUGUGAGAGCCGUCUCACAGACAGGAAUGUCUCUCUCUGUAAUCGAGCACAGGCCACGUGCUCUGAUUGGUGAGUAA